UGCAUUUUAUAUGUCAUUUCAUGUUUUCUUUUCAACUUCAAAAUUUUUGCAAAAACGUCAAAAGAAAAUUCUAGCAAAUCCAGCGGUUUGUCGUGAGAGAAAAAUAAAUUUUCUUGCAAAGAAUUGAUUGCCAAGAUUUUAAGCAAAACAAUUUAAAUAUCAAAGCAAAUACACAACAACGAUGGUAGACUAUAGUAAAUGGAAAGACAUUGAAAUUUCAGAUGACGAGGAUGCCACACACCCCAACAUCGACACUCCUUCACUAUUCCGUUGGCGUCAUCAGGCCCGCAUCGAACGCAUGGCCGAAAUGGAGCACGAAAAAGAGGAGUUUAAGAAGAAAAGGCAGUCGUAUCAAGCACGUUUGAUGGAUGUAAAAGAUCGCAUACAGAAGAAAGAAGGAGAAGAGGCAGAACUCAAGAAAGAAUUGGACAAAAUUGAAAAGGAAGGCAAAGAACUCGAUCGGCAAGAGGAAGAACUUAUCAAGAAGGAGAAAAAAGCUCCGUGGAAUGUGGACACCAUCAGCAAACCCGGUUUCGAAAAAACUGUUUUGAAUAAACAGGCUGUUCGAAAGCCUGACGAGAAUCUAACAGAAGAGGAAAAAGAAGCACGAAUGAAGAAAUUUGUAAAAGAAAAUGAAAAAUUAUGCAAACAGUAUGGUAUGCUUCGUAAAUAUGAUGAUUCCAAACGCUUCCUGCAACAGCAUCUAGAUCUUGUGUGCGAUGAAACUGCGAAUUACUUAGUCAUUUGGGCUAUUAAUUUGGAAAUGGAAGAGAAGCACGAUCUCAUGGCACAUGUGGCGCAUCAGUGCAUUUGUAUGCAAUACAUGUUGGAGUUGGCGAAACAGUUAGAGGUUGAUCCACGAGCCUGCGUGAAUUCGUUCUUCUCAAAAAUUCAAAACUGCGUUCCGGAGUACAAACACCAAUUUGAAAGUGAAAUUGAAGCAUUCAAAGAUCGUAUUAAGAAACGAGCACAGGAGAAAAUUAAAGAAGCAUUAGCCGAGGCGGAGGAAGAGGAGAGAAAAGCGCGACUUGGGCCAGGUGGACUGGAUCCAGCUGAUGUGUUUGAGACACUACCAGAAAGUCUACAAAAGUGCUUUGAAUCGCGCGACAUUGAGCUUUUACAGAAAACAAUUGCCAAAAUGCCCGUCGAGGAAGCCAAAUACCAUAUGAAGCGUUGUGUUGACUCUGGUCUUUGGGUGCCAAAUGCAGGGGAUGCUGAAAUCGGUGCCACAGAGGAGGAAAAAGGGGAAUCGGAGGCUGAAAAAGCGGACGGUGCCAUAAACAAGAGUGAGCCCAGCGAUGGUAAAUUCGAUAAAACAGUGGAAGAGCCUGUCUACACCGGCGUUAAUACUAAUGAUUUGGAUUGAUUGUAGUUGAAAUAAUGAACUUUAAAAAUAGCAUUGAAAAAUUAUGUAAAAUUUUAUGCCUACAGGUGAAUGAGAGUUAGAUAUUAAUACUUAAUAUGUAUAAAAAUAGUGCAUAAUUUAUAAAUACUUGUAGGGAAAAACUGCAAAUGUUACAGUAAAGUUGCUGAUUUCACACACAUACCUGUAAUCUA
This is a messenger RNA of Anastrepha obliqua, 1557 nucleotides long. RefSeq names its product hsp90 co-chaperone Cdc37-like. Gene Ontology annotation, cellular component: cytoplasm. The record is from RefSeq and is a predicted model, not a curated record. Lineage: Eukaryota; Metazoa; Arthropoda; Insecta; Diptera; Tephritidae. The transcript has 4 exons. Gene Ontology annotation, molecular function: protein-folding chaperone binding; heat shock protein binding; protein kinase binding. The coding region runs from base 182 to 1366 and encodes 394 amino acids. Gene Ontology annotation, biological process: protein folding; protein stabilization.